This is a messenger RNA of Mycotypha africana, 1872 nucleotides long. RefSeq lists its product as uncharacterized. The record is from RefSeq and is a predicted model, not a curated record. Gene Ontology annotation, molecular function: protein binding. Lineage: Eukaryota; Fungi; Mucoromycota; Mucoromycetes; Mucorales; Mycotyphaceae. The transcript has 3 exons. The annotation marks the transcript as partial.
UACAAACUAUUACGUACAGCGCUCUACAGCCUUCGUUACGAUGAAGCUGACGAAGCAUGGACGAUUUACGAAAAAAUGGUGCAGUGCAAAGUCCAUAAACAGCUCAAACCGAACCAUUACGGCCAGCUACUCAACCUUUUAAAGUUUGGAAAUCACCGUCAUUUAGCUCAUAUGUUGACCCUCGUGAAGAAUAUGGAGCAGCAGCACCUUACGAAACACCAUCCAUACCCAAAUCCACGGCAUCAUUCCCAGAUUCUUUACGCGAUGGCACGACUAGGCUUGGUCCGAGAAGCCUAUGACUAUCUACAACAUCUCAUCCAAAAGGCAAAUGAGACGAAUAAAGAAGCACUGUACCCUACGGCCAAUCAUUUUCAACUCUUGGCAUCAGCGCUGAGAAAUAGCAGUAGUAGUAGUAGUAGUAGUAGCAGCAGCACACACCUCGACCUCCAUCGAACGAAAGGAAUCUCAGAUCCAGCCUUACUGACAAAAUUUCUACAAUUGUCAGAUCAAGCGUAUUCCAAAGCAGCAGCAACAGCAGCAACAACACAGAGUAGUACUGACCAUCAAACGGAAAAUCAUCUGUACAAUGUCUAUGUGUAUACAGCUCUGAUCGCUUCUUUUGCUCAAAGAAAUGAUAUGAAAAAAGCACAGCGUAUUUUUGACGAGAUGCUGAUUUCGGGUAUAAAGCCUUCGAAAGUCACCUAUGGAGCAUUGAUCAAUGGAUAUGGAAGGUUAGGUGAUCUUGAUACAGCAACGAAACUAUUAAACCAAUACGACAAACGAUUUCGAUACCCUAAUCAAGUCAUUUUGACAGACAUGCUUGUCAACGCCAUCCGCCAUCACGAUUGGGAUUUAGCAGAAAAAACCAAUGCAAGAAUUCGGAAGCAGUUUCGUGAAUAUCAGCUCGAUUCACUCACAAAGACAGCCAUACAUUGGUUGAAAACAAAGCACAACGUCGAGGAUGCGCAACAUUAUUUUGAUAGCUUGUACGAACAGUACCCAGAGCAAGUGAAUCGUAUUAUGGUCAACAUGUUGAUCGAGGGUUAUGGCGACAAGAAGGACAAAAGGAACGUUCUUGAAGCCUAUUCGCUAUUGAAGCGUUUUGGCAAAGACGGUGAAUGGACGCGAUCAAAACACCAUUUAUUACAUGCUUUGUUCAAAUGCCGUGACGUGCCGGCUGCCAUGUACACUUUUUUGGCGAUGCGGAAGGAAACCAUACCAGACGAUAUUACUCUGGCCAUGGUGAUACAGGGUUUGGUGAUGAAUCAUCAACCCAAGGUCGCCUACCACUUAUUUAAAAUUAUUCAGGACGAAGGCAUUGAGCCCAAUCUUCAAGCAUAUACCAGUGUUUUCAAAGCCCUCAGUCGUUUAGAGAAAAAAUCAAAAGACGCCAAAGGAGCUACUCAUCGUAUAGAUGCUCCUCCUAUCCCUCCGGCGACGACGACGACAACGACCAUCCUCACGAACAAAGAUAUCGCACUCGAAGCGUCUCACCUAUUUCAAAGAUUGACAGGGUUUAAACGACCUAAUAUUUAUAUUUAUACCACACUUAUCUCCUGUCUUGCCAAGACUGCCUUAAUGGACGCUGUUCGCGCGUUUGACGACAUGUGUGCACGACAGAUUCAACCUACAGUCCAAAUUUAUACCGCACUUAUUCAAGGAUCAGCCAUAUUUAGAAAUAGUCGAAUUGCAUUGAUGGUCUUUCAGCAUAUGCGUGAACAGAAUGUAGAACCAAAUCAAAUCACUUGGCACUAUUUAUUAAAAGCGCUCGUUAGAUCACGCGUGGACAAAGAUACCAUAGACAGGGUAGCUGCUUAUAUUCGCAAAUCAAAGCAACAGCAACAACAACAACAACAACAACAACAAAAGUAA